UAUUCGGAUUUCUUUGUAGCGUGUGGUUAUGCACAACGCAAAGUUCUCCACGAAAUGCAGAAAGUGCUAACAUUGACUCAAGAGGAAUGUUUACAGACCAAAGAACGUGAACCAAUAGAUCGAAUUCCUCUGGUUACUACAUUCAACCCCCAUACCACAUUUAUUGCAGAAAUUGCUAAACGAAAUUGGAACUUUCUCAAAUCAAAAGAAAGAUUAUCACUCAUCUUCAACAAGCCACCUUUAGUAGCCUACCGACGACCGAAAAGUCUACGAGACAGACUUGUUCGUUCAAGAUUUGUAAAUGAAACACCUCAGAAUUUGAUACCAAAGGGAUGUAGAGCAUUUGAAAGAACGAAGUGUAGUUGGUGCAAAAAGAUCAACCAGACCACAACUUUCACCAGUCCCAAUAACAACAAGAGCUAUACCAUAUUUCAUACAGUGGAAUGCCAAUCGUCAUGGAUCAUUUACAUAAUCGAGUGCAACAUUUGCAAACUUCAAUACAUUGGCAAAAGCGAAACUGCAUUUAACCAACGGUUAAACAAUCACAGAAACCAUAUUAAAAAGGGAGUGAGUAGCUGCGAACUCACGGAACACUUUUUACAUAACAAACGAACUCACGACUUUAACAAUAAUGUUACCAUAACCAUUAUAGAGCAAAUCCGAAAAGAUCAUUUAGAGACUGACAAAAAGAAAGAAGUCCUUAGAGAAAGAGAGAUUUUUCGGCAAAGAACAUUAAACUCCUUUCAGCCAUAUGGACUAAACAAAAGAACUGGAUAA
Pocillopora verrucosa is the source of this 777-nucleotide messenger RNA. NCBI's taxonomy places the organism in Eukaryota, Metazoa, Cnidaria, Anthozoa, Scleractinia, Pocilloporidae. The record is from RefSeq and is a predicted model, not a curated record.